AAGACCAACUUCUUGGCCGGUCCUCGUCCACAAGAUCUCUCUUUAUCCUCCCGACCAACGCCUCUGUCCAACACCAGGAACAAGCCCGUACAUUCUUUCGAGAUAAAUAAAUCCGGACCGUCAACAUGAAGUUCUCUGCUCCUGCCAUCGCCCUUCUGGCCUGCACUGUGGCUGCCGCUCCUCUCACCGAGCGCGCCACUGGCACAACCAUCAACGAGCUUGACAAUGGCGGCUGCCGCCCCUACAUCAUGUUCCAUGCACGCGGCACCAGCCAGGCUGGCAACGUCGGCCAGGACCCUGGCCCGCAGCUUAUUGAUGCCGUCAAGGCCUCUCUGGGCACGGCCAACGUCGCCGGCCAGGGCGUCCCCUACUCCGCCUCUCUCGCGGGCAACCUCCAGUCCGGGGGCGCCCCGGCCAGCGAGGCCAAGGCCUUUGCCGCGCAGAUCAUCGCGGCCACCACCAAGUGCCCCAGCGCCAAGAUCUUCGUGUCCGGCUACUCGCAGGGCGCCGCCCUGGUCCACCGCGCCGUCGAGCAGCUCUCGACCGCCGUCAAGGCCAAGGUCGCCGCGGCCGUCACCUUUGGCGACACCCAGAAGCAGCAGGACGGCGGCAGGAUCCCCAGCUUCGACACGGCAAAGACGCUCAUCAUCUGCCGCUCGGGCGACAAGGUCUGCCAGGGCACCCUGACCAUCACCUCGGCCCACCUGGACUACUCGCCGCUCGCUCCCCAGGGCGCUGCCUUCAUGGUCAGCAAGGCUUAGCUGUCUGCGGCUGAGCUCUGAACGGUCAGAAAGAGAGGAGGACAGCAAGGGAACGACUUUGACGGGCAAUGACCAUGUGGCAAUGAGGAUUCGACGGUUGAAUUGAUGGCUUGUAGAUAUGCUGUUACACAAUGAACUUAUGCGAGGCGAGCGUUGAGGUACCGAGGGGGCAUGCUUUGUCAAUGGCCCGUGAAUGGACCACUCAAAAAGGCAAUUACUACACGGGCAUGAAGAAUUGCUACCCGGGCAUGACUCUUACACGGGCAUGACCUUUUGCAG
Molecule: messenger RNA, 1040 nt
Organism: Microdochium trichocladiopsis
Lineage: Eukaryota; Fungi; Ascomycota; Sordariomycetes; Xylariales; Microdochiaceae
Product: cutinase
Exons: 2
Coding region: 126-761 (211 amino acids)
Biological process (GO): carbohydrate catabolic process
Cellular component (GO): extracellular region
Molecular function (GO): cutinase activity
Source: RefSeq, a predicted model, not a curated record